Molecule: messenger RNA, 270 nt
Organism: Parnassius mnemosyne (clouded apollo)
Lineage: Eukaryota; Metazoa; Arthropoda; Insecta; Lepidoptera; Papilionidae
Source: the annotation of a GenBank genome assembly
AUGGAACUUAUUCAAUCGCAGAAAGGCAAAGAUUUACUGUUGAGCGAUGGGUACCGGUAUCGUAAGGCGAGAACUAAUACCGAUGGCAGUGUAUCAUGGAGAUGCGCCGAGACACCUUGCCGAGGACGUUUCAAAGUGUCAUUGGAAAAUGUCGUGGUAAAUGUGACUCGACACAGUCAUGCUCCAGAUCCAGCUAAAAAUGAAGCAAAAAAAUCUGUGUCUAAUAUGAAAGGCGAGCAGCGGACACCCUUGAGAAACCAAGGCAGUUGA